This is a messenger RNA of Ustilaginoidea virens, 1479 nucleotides long. RefSeq lists its product as uncharacterized. Gene Ontology annotation, biological process: fatty acid elongation, saturated fatty acid; sphingolipid biosynthetic process; fatty acid elongation, polyunsaturated fatty acid. Gene Ontology annotation, cellular component: endoplasmic reticulum membrane. The transcript has a single exon. The record is from RefSeq and is a predicted model, not a curated record. Gene Ontology annotation, molecular function: fatty acid elongase activity. Bases 1 to 1479 code for a protein of 492 amino acids. Lineage: Eukaryota; Fungi; Ascomycota; Sordariomycetes; Hypocreales; Clavicipitaceae.
AUGGCAGCCGCAGACGGCUAUCUGUUGGCGUCUAUGCCUGAUGCCCGCCUUUUCAGCUUCCCUCCUACGGAUGCGCCGACGCCCCUGUCGCCAGCUCCAGAGGCCAUCUCCCUCAUGCGACCCUUCAACAUACCCGGUGGCAUCUACCAGGGCGCUCUCGACGCCAGAGUGCCUCUGACCAUUGCCGCUCUCUACGCCGUUGCAGCCAAAGCCCUCAACAAGCUCAACGCGUCGCGGAACAAGAAGCCCUGGGCCGUGAGCAGAACAAGGCCAUUCUUCGCCUUUGUCGUCUUGCACAAUGUUCUCCUCGCAGUCUACUCCGCUUGGACGUUUUGGGGCAUGCUGGGCGCCAUGCGACGGAGCUUCGUGAGCCCGUUUGGACCCGGCGGCAUCGCCGCCUCGGCCGACAGCCUGUGUCGCAUCCACGGCCCCCCCGGCGGUGGGAGCUCCCUCUACUUUGACGACGUUUCUGGCCGCUGGGACAGCGCGGUGCCCGACUCCCUGCUCGCCGGCCUGGACGGGAACCAACCCAGCAACACGCAGAUGGGCCGCAUCUGGAACGAGGGCCUCAACUACUACGGCUGGAUUUUCUACCUCAGCAAGUUCUACGAGGUGCUCGACACCUUCAUCAUUCUUGCCAAGGGAAAAUUCAGCUCCACCUUGCAGACGUACCACCACGCCGGCGCCAUGCUCUGCAUGUGGGCCGGCAUGCGGUACAUGUCUGCUCCCAUCUGGGUCUUUGUUGUCUUCAACUCGUUCAUCCACGCCCUCAUGUACACCUACUACACCCUGACGGCCUUUUCCGUCCGCGUGCCUGUGGCUGUCAAGCGAACCCUGACGAGCAUGCAAAUCACCCAAUUCCUGGUCGGCGCCACCACCGCCAUGGCACACUCCUUUGUCACCUACGUGCUUCCCAUCAACGUCACGAGGGUUGCCACGGAGCCUGGCCGUUUGUCUACCGCUGCUCCCAAAUCCGUCAUGCCCGCGGCUACGGAUGCCUUGGACUCGCUCAAGAAGCUGGUCUUUGGUUCCGUGGCCCAGGAACCCGCUGCUGCUGCCGCCGCCGCUGCCCCCGGCGCUGCCACGAAAGCAGCGCUCAUUGCCGAAACCUCCUACGUCGCCCAGCCUUGCAUUGCCACGGCAAACGAGACAUUUGCCAUAUGGGUCAACGUCUUGUACCUAGCUCCUCUGACGUACCUCUUUGUCAGCUUCUUCAUUGCCAGCUACGUCAAGCGAAGCACAGCCAACAACAACAACAACAACAACAACAACAACAACAACAACAAGGCGGCGGGGAAGGCCAGCCGUCGCCUUAGCAAUGUGGCUCUGGCCGAAAAGGCGGGCUGGGACGCUGCUCGUGGUCUGGAGCGAGAGGUCUAUGGUGGGGAGAACAUGGUUGUGAAUGGGCGCGUCGAUUCCGUCGAUUCCGACCAAGCGGUUUCCAAAAAGGCGAACGGGCGCCCGAGGCGACGAGCCUGA